Uranotaenia lowii is the source of this 2596-nucleotide messenger RNA. RefSeq lists its product as uncharacterized. The record is from RefSeq and is a predicted model, not a curated record. The transcript is spliced from 3 exons. Gene Ontology annotation, molecular function: nucleic acid binding; zinc ion binding. Gene Ontology annotation, biological process: DNA integration. NCBI's taxonomy places the organism in Eukaryota, Metazoa, Arthropoda, Insecta, Diptera, Culicidae. The coding region runs from base 147 to 2009 and encodes 620 amino acids.
UCUGGAGUGCGGAGUGUGAUAAGGCAUUUAAUGAUUGUAAAAAGCAAUUGCUGAAGGCAGAUGUAUUGACUUUUUAUGAUCCCAAAUUACCAAUAAUAGUGUCGGCGGAUGCUUGUUCGUAUGGACUUGGAGGAGUUAUUUCCCAUAUGAUAAAUGGAAUGGAAAAACCAAUUUGGUUCACAUCAUUUUCUUUGAAUGCGGCACAAAAAAGUUAUCCCAUUCUCCAUUUGGAGGCAAUGGCUAUUGUAUCAACGGUAAAAAAGUUCCAUAAGUUUCUGUUUGGUAAAAAAUUCAUUAUUUACACAGAUCAUAAACCAUUACUAGGAAUUUUGGGUAAAAAUGGUAAAAAUUCGAUUUUUGUUACCAGAUUACAGCGUUUUGUGAUGGAACUAUCAAUUUACGAUUUUGAUUUAAUAUAUAGACCUUCGGGAAGGAUGGGUAAUGCGGACUUUUGUUCGAGAUUUCCUUUAAAUGUUGAAGUUCCACAAAAAAUUGAUGAACAGUUUAUAAAAAGCUUAAAUUUUUCAAAUGAACUCCCAGUAGAUUUUUUGGUUGUAGCUUCUGAAACAAAAUCUGAUAAGUAUUUGAAGAAAAUAAUAUUCUAUUUACAAAAUGGUUGGCCUGACAAUGUGGAUAAGGAUUUAAGGAAUGUUUAUUCACAAUUGAAAGAUUUGGAAUAUGUGAAUGGUUGUUUGCUUUUUCAAGAAAGGGUAUUUAUACCUGAAAUUUUGCAAAGAAAAAUGCUUAAAUUGUUACAUUCCAAUCAUGUCGGAGUAAUAAAAAUGAAGCAAUUGGCCAGAAAGCAUGUGUAUUGGACAGGAAUUAAUUCGGACAUUGAAAAAUUUUCUAGAAAUUGUGAAAUAUGUUCAAAAAUGGCCGUAGUGCAUGGGACUAAUAAAACCUACGAAUGGAUUCCUACUUCUAGACCAUUUAGCCGAAUUCACACGGAUUUCUUUUAUUUUGAAAGGCAUAACUUUCUUUUGAUAAUCGACAGUUAUUCUAAAUGGUUGGAAAUAUACUUGAUGAAUUACGGAUCGGAUGCAACGAAAGUUUUAAAAAAGUUUUCAGAAUUUUUCUCGAGAUUUGGGCUACCGGAUGUUAUAGUUUCUGAUAACGGACCUCCCUACAAUUCUCAGCAAUUUGUUUUGUUCAUGGAGAAACAUGGGAUUAAGGUUUACAAAAGCCCUCCGUAUCAUCCUCAGAGCAAUGGACAAGCGGAAAGACUUGUAAGAGUGGCAAAAGAGGUUUUAAAGAAAUUUUUGUUGGAUCCAGAUAUAAGAUCCAGAGACAUACAAGAUAAAUUGGAUUAUUUUCUUUUUAAUUAUAGAAAUAGUUGUUUGACAAAGGGUGAAGAUUUUCCGACGGAGAGGAUUUUCAAAUAUAGACCAAAAACACUAUUAGAUUUGGUCAACCCUCAGAACGAUUACAAAAAGCAACUUUUGACUAGAGAGCCUGUUAAAAAUAACGACAAAUUGGUCGAAGGAGAAACACAGCUGGGUCCUUCCCAAUAUGAGCUAGAAAAAUCUGACCCAUUAACAAAUUUGAUUAGAGGAGACAAGGUUCUCUACAAAAAUCCUAAUGAUAGAAAGAUUGAAAGAUGGUUAAAUGCUACUUUUAUUAAAAGGAUAUCUCGUAAUGUAUUUCAGAUAGCGCUAGGGGCGCAUGUGGUCUCGGCUCACAGGGGGCAGAUCAGAGUGCAGAAAACUGAACCAAGGCGCAAUGUGGCGUUUCAGUCGUUAGAGAUGGGAGAGAAUGUUGAUGAAGGAGAGAGAAUUCUGCCACAUGCGAGUGGUCCUAAAAGACGGCGAGAGGAGUCGGAAGAAGAAGAGGAAGAUUUCCGAGGGUUCUCGCUUAGCCCAACACAACCACCUCCAACAAGAAGCGAAUUGCACCCCGAGCGAAUUUUGAGUCCAUCAGCGGCAGGAGAAUCGUGCACGAGUAUUCCAGUGGUGCGUAAAUCGAGUAGAAGAAGGAAGUUAUUAAGACAAGAAGAUUUUGUGUAUUUUUAAUUUUCUUUGAAUUUCUUUAUACAUUUGAAUUAUUAUUUUGUAAGAAUUAUUUUUUAUCUUAAAGGGUGAGAACUGUAAUGAACUCAAAUUAGAAGUUUUUUAAAUUAGAGUGUAAGGCGUUAGCAGUUUAAUACAUAGAUAAACAAAAAACAUAAUGUUCGGUUUUCCGCGAAAGUUUACGAUCGGGUUUUCACGAAUUGUGUAAGAAGUUUUCUUGUGGAAUAAACAGAUUUGCUUCGGCCCAUUUUGUUCCUGCCCGAAUAGAACAGAACCAUGGUAUCACAUUACUUUUCCAUUGAAUUUAAAUGUGACCAUGAACCUAAUGGUCGGCAAUCGGGGUUUCCAGGAAUUUUUUAAAAAAAUUAUUCGAAGUGUUCGGAGAUGGGCGAAACGCAAAAUACAACCGAAACACUGCAUCCGGCACAGGAGGCGAUAGCCAAUGGAUACUGGGGGCGGCUACGGAAUGCCGGAAUUUGCCUCAGAACGACGGAAUGCCGGAACCUGUCGCAGACCAAUCCAGUGAAUGAUGAAAUGUGUGAGUAAAGUGUUAAAAUUAUGAGAAUUAAUAAUAAAUGGUAAUAAAUUCA